UUGUCUUUCCAAGAAACCAAGAGCAACCAGAUUCCCAGCGUCAUGGCUUGCUGUGUUCCCUGCUGCUGCAGUGUCCCCACCGGCCCCGCCACCACCAUCUGCUCCUCUGAAAAAUGCUGCCGGUGCGGAGUCUGCCUGCCCAGCACCUGCCCACACACAACUUGGUUACUGGAGCCAACCUGCUGUGACAACUGCCCCCCACCCUGCCACAUUCCUCAGCCCUGUGUGCCCACCUGCUUCCUGCUCAACUCCAGCCACCCCACCCCAGGCCUGGAGACCAUCAACCUCACAACCUUCACUCAGGGCUCUUGUGAGCCCUGCAUCCCAAGCUGCUGCUAA
Messenger RNA from Ailuropoda melanoleuca (giant panda), 339 nucleotides. Its product is annotated as keratin-associated protein 3-3. Gene Ontology annotation, molecular function: structural molecule activity. Gene Ontology annotation, cellular component: keratin filament. Lineage: Eukaryota; Metazoa; Chordata; Mammalia; Carnivora; Ursidae. The record is from RefSeq and is a predicted model, not a curated record. The coding region runs from base 43 to 339 and encodes 98 amino acids. The transcript is spliced from 2 exons.